Molecule: messenger RNA, 3354 nt
Organism: Neurospora crassa OR74A
Lineage: Eukaryota; Fungi; Ascomycota; Sordariomycetes; Sordariales; Sordariaceae
Exons: 2
Coding region: 878-2926 (682 amino acids)
Source: RefSeq, a predicted model, not a curated record
AGUCUUCCUUCUUAAGCAGUGGCCUCUGGUUUCUCCAAAAAAGUCCAACGCUCGACCCUCCAAACAAACAACGCCCGUGCAUGACAACGGAAACCCGGACCCUUCCCUGACUGAAAAACGAACCACAAAGGUUCUCGGAUUCUCUUCAGGUUCUCAAGUCUGCCCCUCGGUUCUACCUACCUACCUACCUACCUACCUACCUGCCUGCCUGCCUGCCUACCUCUACCUACUCGACACUGGGCUUUUCAUCCGUUCGUUGAAGCUUUCAGGUUCCAGGUUCCAGGUCCCUUGUUGGCUUCCACCUUCUCUCUACGGCGCUCGUUCGUGAGUGGCCCGUUCACGGCAACCUUGAAAUUCCACUUUCUAGCUUGACGUUGCUUCCCUUCACCUGCCUGGCAUCCCGUCACCAUUCACAAAACGGAUCCGACCUGUGACCUACCUCUACCGGACCUCCCUCUGCUGCACUCUGGCCGUCUUUCCCUCCCGCAACUCACCUCACCUUUUUCCACAUUGCUUCCACCAGCGGCAAACUACUUACCCACCUCCACUGCACAAACCCAAACCCACACCUGCUGCCGCAAAUCACUUACACACCAUUACCACCACCGCCAAAGCACCGCCAGCACCGCCAACCAUAGCAACAUUUCAACACCUCUUUGCUCGCCCUGGAGUGACCUAACUACCCACGUUGUUAUUUCAUUUCGGACAGGGGAGGCCCAUCGUCGCUUGCUUGGAGUGCUUGGUCAGGUAACUCCUUUAGACGUUGCCAAUCGUGCCCUGCACAUCUCAUAUUUUAUCUUCUCAGUUGCAUGACUUCAUUGCCCGUCUUUUGCCCAGAAGCUGCCUCUCUAAGCAUCGCGCCACCAUCCCAGUCGUCAUGGCUGAUCAGUGCAUUGUCUGUCUAGAGACUCUAGACGUCCAACUACCCCCAGACCCACUCCCUUCGUCCUUCGUCAGCGCUCCUGCCGGCCCUGCUACAGGGGAUCCAAGUGAGCCCGGAGCGCCCGCCGCAUCCAUCGAAGUAGACGCAGUUACACCCAAGGACGAUGCCGGCAACAGCGACAACAGCCCCGUUAGCACAACCGCCAGCAACACAGGUACCCGGAAACACGACAACAAACACGACCAUGUAGCCGAGAUCCAAGUUUGUGGCCACGCGCUGCACGAUUCUUGCCUACGACUAUGGACCGACAAGGCCAAUAGCUGCCCCAUUUGCCGCCAGCAAUUCCACCUGGUGCAUGUGUACGACAAGAUAGGAGGCAAACUCCUGAAUUCCUACCAUGUCGAGGAUAAGAAGCAGGUAGCCGAGUUCGACCCCCAACAAUGGCUUGACGAGAAUCCCGAGCCCGAAGAGGAUGUUAGCCUACCGUGCCCAGUCUGCAACCGCUCAGAUAACGAGGAGGUUCUACUGCUGUGCGAUGGGUGCGAUGUGCCAUAUCAUACGUAUUGCAUUGGCCUGGAGAGGGUCCCGCCUAGCCACUGGUUCUGCAUGGAAUGUGCGGACGUGCUAGGUGAGGAUAUCAACGCCCAAGAUGGGAUGCCCGAAGACUUUGCGCCAGCUCCGAGAACCCGUCGUGGCUCUCAGAACGCCCGGCGCGAGCGCGGCAACUACUAUUUCCCACGAACCCAAGGCAGCAUGCGCCGGGCCAGGAUAAGAGCUCGCUCUGACGAGUGGCAAGGUGCUUGGGGUAGGAUUGCCGGCAGAGUUUGGGAUGCCCUGAGCUUGGACCUUGACUAUCAGGAUGACGAUGGUGACGAUGGAACACUCGAAGACCUGGAGAAUUACCGCCGCUCACAGCGACUUAGGGAGCAGGAGAGGCUAGAGCAUGAGCGGUGGCAGCAGCGUCUGAUGAUCGCCACUAGACUGGGGGCUCGAGACGUCUUUACCACCAACAUGCCUAGUGUGUUUCAAAGUCGGUAUAUCCCGCGCGAACCGUCCCCUCAACAGACACGCGAAGAAGAACGCGCAUGGGGUGCUUUUGAGAUGGCCAGGGGUAACCAGGAGAGCUCCGCGAGUCGCAAGCGCAAGUCACGCUCCAUUAGUGGUGAAGAAGUCGAAGCAUCACACCAUGAGCCGGAGAGGAAGCUGAAAAGGCCUCGAACGCGGAGACUACACACCCAUCAGAACGGGGAACCAUCCACCUCUGCGGCGAAUCAGCCGAGCUCAUCCACCACCGCCGGAUCAUCAGCAUCCGCCGAAGCAGCGCCGUCUUUCUUAUCGUCGUUGCUCAAGGAAGUAGAGAUGAGCACGCCUUCUGAGGAGGAUGGCUUCCGAGAUCUUCCCGAAUUUCCUGUUCCAGGAAGCAUCGACACGGGGUCGCCGAUUCCUACCUAUGUCAGUCCCCGGGCAACAACACCGCCGAUGGUCAUGAGCCGGCCGAGUUCCCCUGGCCUCAGCUCCUAUCUGGCCCCUGUCUAUGCUCCAGCAAACUUUUCGCUCAACCGACCAACAUCACCGACAGCUAAGACUUCCCGGUCGUCCUCGCCGAACAACAGACCUAGGAGUCGAACCUCGCCCGAGAACAGUGACACGGAGCAACAGCGCGGUCGUUCCCGCCAGCAAACUGGCUCGGCAGCCGCUGGUGGAUCAUCAUCGUCGGCAUCGAUGCCUAUCCAGACAUCGCUAGCGCGGCGGCCUCAUCCCGAUGCUUCACACAGAUCCCCAGAGACAUCGCCAUCACGACCCGCUCUACCUCGAGACGUCAAACAGAGCAUCAACAGUAUAGUUCGGGGAGCAUUAAGGCCUCACUGGCAUUCGCAGAAAAUCACUGCGGAGCAGUACGAGGCCAUCAACCGAGAUGUGUCGAGGAAGCUUUACGAGGAAGUGAAGAAUCCUGCAAUGGAUCUAGGCGAAGAGCUGAAACAGAGCUGGGAGAAGCUUGCGGCCAAGGAGGUUACUAGGGCGGUUGAACAGUUGAAGGCCUGAGUUGACACUUGGCUCAUUGGGAGCUGACCAACAACAUGCCCGACUAUCAUGAUGCCUAUCGCUUUUGAUUGGCAGGGCGUUUCGGUAAUGGGGGUUCCAGAGCUCUGUGGGGAUUACAUUGCAGGUACAAUGAGGGCUUGGAAACAGAGCAAAGUGUGAGCGCGGAAAAAGGCGUCGGACUUGGUCCAGCAUCCAAGCGGUUGCUGGCACGGAAGCUUUGCUCAGUCAUCGUUGAUCAGGAUGACGCUUAUGUAUUGGGCAUGAUAGAAAGGAGAAGUACUUUCUGAUCACUCAUGUGAUGUAUAUGUUAGAUGGUGUAUGGUAUCAGGGCCGGCUGGGGUGAAUCUGGGUAAAUAUCCUGGCGGACAACUGGCGUGCGGUAGUUUUUAUACAUUAGGAUCUUUUCAAUGAACAGACAUGACUUUUUU